Molecule: messenger RNA, 571 nt
Organism: Aquila chrysaetos chrysaetos
Lineage: Eukaryota; Metazoa; Chordata; Aves; Accipitriformes; Accipitridae
Gene: LEAP2
Product: liver enriched antimicrobial peptide 2
Exons: 3
Coding region: 47-358 (103 amino acids)
Biological process (GO): defense response to bacterium; antimicrobial humoral immune response mediated by antimicrobial peptide
Source: RefSeq, a predicted model, not a curated record
GGAGCAGUGCCCAGCGGAGGCACCAGACGGCGGAAUCGACGGCACCAUGGCAGCCUCAGCCUCAGCCCCAGUCGCACCGGGCACCGGCCGAGGUGACAGGGCCAGCGGGGCUCCCCAUGCCCCCCUGAGCACUGCCACCGGCCUGGCGCUGCUCCUCUCCCUCCUCUUGCUUCUCCCCAGCUCCCUCCAGGAGCCCCGGGGGUCAGGGGGGCACGCGGCCCCCCGGCUGCCCCGCAUGACGCCGUUCUGGAGGAUGGUGGGCAGUAGACCCCUUGGUGCCCACUGCCGGCACAGCCUCGAGUGCGUCACCAGGGCCUGCAGGGCCAGGCGCUGUGCCCCACCACAGUAUGAGUGCUGACAGCCACUGGCAACCCCAGGAAAGUCCACCCUGCACUGGGACCACCGGAGACCAGGGUGCGCCAUGUCCUCACUGCCGAGACAGGACUCCUUGGCAGCAGCAUGCCCCGCGGAGCUGGGCUGGGGAAGGACUGUGCCCCCGAGCUCCCCGGGGCAACGCUGUGGCUCAGCCGCCCCAGAUGCUCUGUGCAGGCAAUAAACUUGCUGCCCCCUU